AGUGCGUCUCUUAAUUUCGGAUGAAGGGAACGAGAAGGGAGGGAGAGGAGAUUUUAAUCACUCCUGUCGCUUUAAGGACACAUAUCAAAGCCUUAUUAUGCGAAUUGAAAAUACCAUGAGCCAGUGAGCCAACUGAGCAGCCAGGGGGACGGACUGGAGUGGAUUUAUAGGGGAAACUCAACAUUAUCUGAGCUGGAAGAGACCGCUUCAUCGCCUUGUGGAGUUUGAUUUCACACUGGAUGGUUGGUUUAUUCGGACGGCUCGGGUCAUUUUAAUUUUUUUUUUUUUAAAUUUAUUUAUUUUCUCCCUCCUUGGUGGAAAUAUUGCGCAGAAGUACAGCUCUCUCAGACUUGGGAUUCUUUACCCCCUGAAGCGAGGAGGAGGAAUAUCACUUAAAAACUCAACGGCGUCGCGUGCGGGGAUUAUUCGCGACACUCGUACGUGUUGGUUUCGGACGGAUAGUAUCCCGCGAGCUCCCUCUCCGUGUCUGACAGUCCUGGAUCAUGGGCUGGGGUGGUGGAAAAGAACAACGGCCAGCGACAUGAUUCCUCUACGCCGUCUGCGGCACGCUGCGUGGUCAGGCUCAAACAUCGCUGGCUAUGAUUCCCGUGCAACAAAAGUUGCGAGGCGGCUGUAAUGCGCGGAUUUUUCCACAGUUUGCCCGUUUUGCACCUGCUUUCACGGACGCCGCGUCGACACCGUGCGGAUUCGUGACGGAAAAAGCGUGCGGAUCCGCGCCGCUUCGCCCGCUCCUUCGCCGACUGUGCGGGAUACUUGAACAUUUGCCUCGCCGUAGUGGAAAUCGGGGAGGUUUGUACUCAAGGUCACUGAGUGUUUUCAGGCGUUAUUUGCCUUCCCAUCCACACUAGCGCACACAGACGCCUUCGCGAACACACACACACACACACCAUAUACACACUAUAGCGCACGCGCACAUGCUCGCGCACGCGUACUUGCACACACGCGCGCGCGGCGCUAUCCGCACGUUAUAGCGCAGCCUCUAAUUCUCAGUCCAGUGUGUGUUAUUUGUUAUUAUACGGUUCCGCGAGUCUGUGGGCGUGCACGUCCUGUGGAGUUUUUUUUUUCUCCUCUUCUUUUUCUUCUUCUUCUUUUUCCUUUUUUUUUCCCGUGUUAUUUUGACACUGCAUGCAAGCUCUUUCCAAUAACAUGGAUGGGAAACUGAAGCAGGGUCGGAGAUGCCGGGCCAAGCGGGAGAGGGUGCGGAGGUUGCGGGAGCCGGGGAGCAAAGACGCCCGCAGCCCCGAGCCCAACUCCUCCUGUUCUGACAGGGAGGGACAGAGUCCCGGGAGAGACGCCGCCUCCCCGGCCGCUAAAAAGACGCCUCACCCCGCUGCCGCCGCCAGAGCCCCGCGCCCCCCUCGGAGGAAGAGACGGGAGUCCAGCUCGCAGGAGGAGGAUAUCAUUGAUGGAUUUGCUAUUGCCAGCUUCAUCAGCCUGGAACGUCUGGAGAAGAACACCAGUGUCAUGAAGAAGGAGACGAAGGAGUGGUGGAAGGAGAAGAAGACGACGAAGCAGCAAAAGCAUGAAGACGAGGACAAGGAGGAGGAGGAGGAGAACGUCCAGCCGGCGGUGGACCCUCUGGAGAACGGCUUCCUGCACCACGCUCAGCGGGAGCAGGAGAGGAUGAACGAGAGGCUGCUGAAGAAGACGUACUCCAAGAAGAACAAAAUGAUCAAACCUUUGGCGCCGCGUCCUGUCAAACUCAGAGAGGACGAGACUUUCCAAGAAUUUAGUCGGCCGCACAGGAGCAACUCCAAGGAGCAGCUCAGCGAGAGCUCCACUCACUCUCUGUCGGGCCGCGGCUACUCGGUGCAGCCAGCAGCAGUGGCCCUCCACAAGUGUGACAGCGAAAGUGACAUUGACGACAAGGUAUCUGAUGUAGGAUCAGAGAAGCUCUUUUCCCCUACCGCACCCAAAGGUGUACCAGCGAAUGAGAGCUCCGUGUCCAAGACUUGUGGCUCCGCCAAAGUGUCAGGACUCCAGCGCAGCCAGGAGCAGAGCAACACUGAGGUGCCCUUUGCACCGCCCGUGCCCAGCCCCACCCCGGCUUCGGCACCGACGGGCUCCCCGGCGCUCGCAGCGGCGGCAGCCCCCCCUGAGCCUCGGGGCUUGCGGCUUCUCACCCCGCCGCCCCUCAGCGUUAAGAAGGAGCAGCAGCCUCCGCCCCCUGUCCCGACCCCGCCCCUGCUGAAGGCCCCGCCCCACGCCCCGCCUCACCUCCCUCACCCGCACUCACACCCGGAGCCCCGUGUGCUCCCGCCCCCGCCUCACCACGCCCGGCCGGUGAUCAGCCACCAGGUGCACCACCCUCUGCAGUACAACAGCCUCCACGACAUCAGCCACCGCAGCAGUCCGCUGGGUCUCGCCAAGCAGCACUUGCCCCCGUCCCCUCACCACCACCACCUCAGCGGGCUCCCGUCCUCAGCCCCUGCCUUGCCUCUGUCCAUAGCAAACCUCUCUACCUCGCACUAUUCCUCCCUACGGAGUCCAGCCCAUCGCCAUUCGGCCAUGUUUGCAACCCCAGCCACACUGCCGCCACCGCCGACCUUACCGACCAACAGUUUAGUGGUGCCUGGACACCCCGCUGGCACCCCCUACCCAGAGCAUGACCUCCUGAGGCAGGAGCUGAACAACCGCUUCCUGGUUCAGAGUUCGGAGCGGGGCCGGGGGCCGUCCGCUUCACCGCUGGCCCCCGUGUCGCUCCUGAGGGCCGAGUUUCACCAACACCAGCACAUGCACCAGCACCAACACACCCAUCAGCACACCUUCACGCCCUUCCCCGCCAGUCUGCCCCCGGCCGCCAUCCUCACCCCGCCCACCGCACCCCCCAUGGUGCGUACCCAAGCCAGAAAUUUCGACAAAUACACCCCCAAACUGGACAAUCCGUUCAUCAGACAUUCAAAUUUUUUCCCCUCCUAUCCCCCGACCAUGCCAGGCAUGCCCCCGCUGCUCCCGCACUCAGGACCCUUCAGCUCGCUGCAAGGAGCCUUCCAGCCUAAGGCUUCUAAUCCCAUUGACGUAGCAGCACGUCCUGGAGCCGUUCCUCACACACUUCUACAGAAGGAUCCGCGGAUGAGUGAUCCGUUCAGGACGUCUGUUAGGAAACCUGGCAAGUGGUGUGCAGUACAUGUCCAGAUUGCAUGGCAGAUCUACCACCACCAGCAGAAAAUGAAGCAGAUGCAGCUCGACCCUCACAAGCUAGACAUGAACGGGAAGCUGGACCUGUUCAGUCGACCCCCGGCCCCAGGAGUCUUCCCGGGGUUCCCCUAUCCUCACGACCUGGCACGACCCCUGUUCCCCUCCACAGGCUCCGCACACCCAGCACCCUCUCCGUAUGGCCCCGCCCCCCACCCCAGUGGCUUCCUGCCUCCGAGCCAUUUGGCAGGUAAGUAUCCUUUCAGUCGCUCCAGUUCCUUUGGCGGCCUCGGCAACCUUUCAACCAGUGCCUUCGGAGGAUUAGGCAACCCCUCGCUUGGGUCCAAUAGUGUGUUUGGUUCCAAGGAGGGGCCAGGAGGACUGCCCACUUUUGGCAGCCCCCACCACGACACCUGGAACAGGCUGCGACGCACACCGCCGUCUUUCCCCACCCCGCCGCAGUGGCCCAAAACCGGAGAGGCUGAGCGAAGCAGUUCCGCCAACAGCCACGACCGAGAGCGAGAGCGGGACAAAGAGCGAGAACGGGACAGAGAGAAAAGAGACUCGUCCAUCGGGAAAGAGGAGAAGGAUAAGGACAGGGACUCCGUGGAUCGCAACCGCCACUCUAACCGCUCUUCUCCUGCCUCGGCACCAGUCAGCUACCAGAUCAGCAGCCUGAUUCGCUCAAACAGUCAGAACUCUAGCGAUUCAGGUCGGCAUCAAAGCGGCAGUGUAGACCGCGUCCGGGAGGCGGAGAAAGAGCUGCUAGAGCGCCAGAGGGAGUCCUCUCUAGCCGACAUAAAGGUAAAGGAGAGCCGCUCGCCGGGGAAGGAGAUGCUGGAGAGGCGGACCUCAGAGGACUCCAUCAAACCCACGCAGCGUACGCCUUCGCCCUACUCCAAGGCCAUGAUAAAUGAGCAAAGCAUGAAGCUAGCCGGUGGGCUCCCGUCUGUGAUCAAGGACAUAGAGAGAAAGGAGCCCCCGUCUGCAGAGCUCCUCCACAAAGUGAAAAAUGACAUGAAGAUUAAGGAGGAGAGAAAGGAGGAGCAAGAGGUCAUGGUGGUGAGUUCAGAGCCAGCGCCCCAACCUGCAGUACAGAUCCUUCCUGUCAGCCAACCAGGAAACCCUCACCACCACCACCCACCGUUGUCACAGCAGCCUCAUCUUCCCUCGCCCCGUGGCAAUGACAUCCCGACACCGGGCCUGCACGGUGUCCCCAUGUCACACUCUCUUCCUCUAUCCAUGAGUGCCAUGCCUCAAAUGGGCAGCCUCAACGUACUGGACAGAGCCCGCAUGGCUCCCUUCAUGGGGGUGAGCCCGCUGGCAGGACGAGAGCGCGUGCCACACACCGCCUUCCCCUGGGACCCACUUCGAGAGGCCUACCGCAGCCUGGACCUGCAGCGGCGCAUGGACUUCCAGCUCAGGGCCGAGCAAGGACACCGCUACCCCAGCGUGUACGAGCAGGAGCGCGCCUACCGCGAACGGGAGGCUCACGACUACUCUCACCACGAGCACCUCUUGGAGGUGCGCAGGGAGCACGAGAGGAUGCGACAACAGGCGGAGGAACGAGAACGCCUCCACCUGAGGGAGGAGCUUGACAGGGCCCGCCUCCAUCAGCUACACCAGUCGCCGAUGGAGGGCCAUCUACCCCACAUGCCCCCCUUUAUGCCACACUUAGGAGGCAUGCCAUACCCAAGACUUAGCCCCUCCACAGGACACAACGGUCCUCUGAACAGAACGCCCCCUACCGCCGCAUUAAGCGCACCCCCGCCUCUUGUGCCAGCUGGCAGUACCCGGCCAGCCUCACCCAGGAGGACUACCCCCCUCACCACCACCCAGGACCCGAGGGACUAUUCCCCGUCUCGCAACCCCAAAGAAGUAGAGGCUCGGUAGUUUCUGGAAGCUCGACAAGCCUCACUUCUGUUUUGUGGAAUACCAUGAUCAAAGAUGCACUGCUCCUUCACCAGAGAGGAGCGAACCUCCCCAAGGGAAAGGGUAUGAUUGUACAAAGUAAAGGUGUGUAAGGCUAAUAAAGCACAUGCCAUGGCUAUUUUUAGUGGACUGGAUGUUCAAUAAUGUCGGUAAAGAUGACACAAAUGUGUGGAUGUUUAUUUCCGACUUAAAUAUUUGAUAAUUAUUAAUAUAUUAAUCCAAUACCUUAUUUCUGCUUUGUGCCGAAAAGAAAGGUCCUAAAUAAGUUUGUACAUUUCCUAUCUUUGUUCCAUGUAUAGAUAUGAUUUCUAUGAAUUUUAUGUACUUUGUGCAUUAGUCUUGCCUUUUACAAUAUUUAUCCCAGUCUAUUGUGAGACAUAUCCUUUAUGAUAAUGUAAAGACUUGACUUUGGAUUCAACCAUCAGUAAUUUAACCUCAUGGUACCUGGAUAUCCUCAAUGAUGACAAUGUACAUUGCUACAUUAUCAAUUUAUUUUGUUUAUUUGGUUUGCCUUUGAGAUAUGCAGAUAAAUAUAUAUAUAUACAUAUAUAUAUAUAUAUAUAUAAUUAUAUAUAAUGUUUGUUCAGUCUCUGUAAAGAAAACUGAUGUAAAUAAUCUGUUAAUAUUCUUUGCUGCAAGAUUGCGUUGUAAAUUUAUUAGUCUUUUUAACCAUUUCUAGAAAAACGAAAUUAAACGAAACAACGUGGAAUCACCUGUCUGUUGAAAAUCCUGGUGUCAAACAGCCGGCCAACCGAUGGAAGUCACGAAGGGAGGGUGUUGUACGGAAGCCUAGAUGGAUCGUUUGCAAUCUAUGCAAAGCAGCACACAACACCCUAACAAAACGAAAUCUACUGGAACAAACUGACAAUACUGGAGAAGCUGAGAGAAACUUGGAUUUAGCACAUGUUCAUAUGUACCAAUGAAAAUCAUCUGGAUUAUUCAAAGACUUCCAAGUCAGAAACUGGACCAGCUCCAAACAGAAAAGGACACUGUUGGGUGGACAUCAAAAGGACUUUAUCUGUCAACCUUGUGGUGUUGUGCAGUUGUUUUUCUUAGACUCUUGUAUACAAAAACAGUAGCGUUUUAGGCGUGGAAAAAAAAAAAAGAAAAAUGAACAUUCAUGGUUUAAAAUGUACGGAAUAAAGUUUGGACCUAAUGUCAAA
Molecule: messenger RNA, 6251 nt
Organism: Xiphophorus maculatus (southern platyfish)
Lineage: Eukaryota; Metazoa; Chordata; Actinopteri; Cyprinodontiformes; Poeciliidae
Gene: fbrsl1
Product: fibrosin like 1
Exons: 20
Coding region: 1147-5049 (1300 amino acids)
Source: RefSeq, a predicted model, not a curated record